UUGCUUAUUUAAUUAUAGCAAGUAUUCUAACUAUGUCACCAAGCGUUAAUGCAACGACCAAACAUAGUCAUUUUGUGCUGGUUCAUGGGACUGGUCAUGGAGCCUGGUGUUAGUACAAGGUGGCUACUCUCUUACAAUCCGCCGGUCAUAAUGUUACAACUAUAGAUCUCACAGCCUCUGGAAUCAACCUCGACAAAGUUAGCCAAGUCAACGGUUCAGUGGUUGACUACACUAAGCCAUUGAUGGAUUUCAUGGCGUCCCUUCCAGCCACAGUGGCUAAUAAAAUCGUUCUAGUCGGUCAUAGUUUAGGUGGUCUUAGCAUCUCCCUUGCCAUGGAAAGCUUUCCUCGGAAAAUUUCAGCUGUAGUAUUUGUCGCCUCUGCUAUGCCUGGUCCUAACUUCAGUUUUCUCAAUAUAUCUCAAAAGAUGACAAGAAGAGCAGGUUCUUUUGUGGAUUCAAAAUUCAUAUUUGAGAAUGGUCCUAAUAAAUCUCCAACGGCCUCAAUUUUAGGGCCAAUAUACAUGGCAACAAAGGUGUACCAACUUUCACCACCACAGGACUUGGUUCUUGCAAUGUCAUUGGUGAGGGCUGCCCCUUUAUUUAAUAAUAAAGAGUUGGUGAACAAAGAAGUCAAACUUACCAAGGAAAGGUAUGACACAGUUAAAAGAGUUUUUAUAUUGUGUGACCAAGACUUAGCACUCGAGGAGAGUUUCCAAAGGUGGAUGAUCGAGAAGAACCCACCGCAUGAAGUAAAGGUCAUUAAUGGAGCUGAUCAUAUGGCUAUGUUCUCUAAACCACUUGAGCUCUUUACUUAUCUUGGGGAGAUUGCACACAAAUAUUCUUCAAAUUAAUUAAACUAGCUUGUUUUUCUUUCUUUUUUCUUUUGGAGUUGGUAAUCAUGAGGAAGAAAAAUAAAAUAUAGCUAUGUAAUUGUUGAUAUUUUUUGUGUGUAACAAUAAGCGAGGGACUUGAUUAUUUCUUGCUAGGUGCAUACAUGAGUAUAUUGUACUUGUGGUUUGUAUGUGAAUAGUACUUUCCAACAACUUCGUGAUUA
Humulus lupulus (European hop) is the source of this 1054-nucleotide messenger RNA. Its product is annotated as methyl jasmonate esterase 1-like. Lineage: Eukaryota; Viridiplantae; Streptophyta; Magnoliopsida; Rosales; Cannabaceae. The coding region runs from base 243 to 851 and encodes 202 amino acids. Gene Ontology annotation, biological process: jasmonic acid metabolic process; salicylic acid metabolic process. The record is from RefSeq and is a predicted model, not a curated record. The transcript has 3 exons. Gene Ontology annotation, molecular function: methyl jasmonate esterase activity; methyl salicylate esterase activity; methyl indole-3-acetate esterase activity.